UAUUACACCACAGACAGCUCAACAUGGUGGAACCCGUCCACUUCCUGCUGUUCAAAUAAUGCAGAUGAUCGACAGCCUCCUACAUGAAAUUACUCUUCCAGAGCAUUCCAGAAUCUGAUCGGCUAAGUGAAAACAGCAGUGGAGAUAAAGAACGUCAAGGGCAGUGGUGGAGGGAGGUGGCUAUUUGUUUGAUCUAAUUACCCUGCCAUAUCUGGACACUCCAACACCAGCCCAGUUCUACUGUGAGGAAUAAAAAAAAGGAGGAUGAAGAAACAAAGCUGUACGAAGAGACAGCAGAUGGGGUCGUCCUCCCAUUCUAAACCUAAGAAGAAGAAACAAGCCAAGAGAAAAAACUGCCCCAAAUCAUCCGCAGGACAAAAAAACACUCAAAACAAAUCUCAACUUCCUGUUACAUGUGGCUGUAAAGAGGGUGUCCUGUAUUUGAAGAAAUAUUAUGAUAAGCAGAAGUGCAUUUUCAGUGAGGGCCAGUGGUUCAAGCCCACUGAGUUUGAGAGGUUUGGGAUGAAGGAGAGGCACAAAAAGUGGAAGACCAGCAUCCUUUGCAAAGGGAUUCCACUCCAGAAACUCAUAGAGGAUGGAUUUCUUUUAUAUACAUCCUUUAAAAAAAGCAGUGUUCAGGAUGCAAAGGGGGAAAAAAGCCAUGUGGGUUUGGAAAAACAGGAAUCACCCGAUAAGAUCGAAGACAAUCAAGACAAUGAUGAUGAUGAUGACGCUAUUGACAUGAACAUGUUUGAAGGUCCAGUCCUACCUGUUACCUGUGGUUCUGAUUCUGGCAUUCUACACAAAUAUCGAUUUUCCAAAGGGUAUUGUGGGAGAUGCAUAAGAACAGAGAACCACUGGCUGACGCCUGAGGAUUUCAUCAAAUUGAGCAAACCAGAUGGAACAUGGAAGAAAGACAUUCUGUCCAAUGGGAUGCCUCUUGGGAAGCUUAUAACGAAAAGCGUUUUGCAACCACAUACAGCCAACUGUGACUGUGAGAUCUGCCAAGAACCGGAUCAGAACCAACAGAAUGAUGACGUGUGUUUCGUGUGUCCCUCUGAGGGAGAUCUCAUGUGUUGUGAUGAAUGUCCACGAGCUUUUCAUUCACACUGUCACCUACCAUCUGUACAUGAAGACUCACCUGGAAGCCAGUGGAGCUGCACGUUUUGUGUGAUGAAGAAGAUGAAAAGUUCCAGUCAAAAGACCCAACAGGAUAUUUUGAGCAGUCCAGUCUCUCAGUACACACUGCACUGCCAGUACCUGCUGUUACACCUGCUACACGAGAGCAUGACCGACCCCUGUGCCAAAGUUCCAGGAUUCAGUGAGAACAUCUGUGGUCCCAUGAUGCUGGGCAGAGUGAAGCUGAACUUGGAGAAUAAUGAUUAUCGAACAGUGCAAGAGUUUGUCUCGGAUAUUGAAUAUGUUUUCCACCACUGCACGGCCAAAAGGGAUAAUGACUUCAGUAGAAUGACCUCUAGGCUGACGGAACUACUUGAAAUCAUCUUUAAGCUGCUGUAACAUCAUGUCUUAACAAAGAUGUCCUUUGUUGGACCUGGUGGUAACAUUUGUGUGAAUUGUACAAAUAUAACAGAAAAAUAAAGAAAGCAUAUUUAGGCUUAAUAA
Molecule: messenger RNA, 1623 nt
Organism: Sinocyclocheilus rhinocerous
Lineage: Eukaryota; Metazoa; Chordata; Actinopteri; Cypriniformes; Cyprinidae
Product: nuclear body protein SP140-like protein
Exons: 15
Coding region: 265-1518 (417 amino acids)
Biological process (GO): regulation of transcription by RNA polymerase II
Cellular component (GO): nucleus
Molecular function (GO): DNA-binding transcription factor activity, RNA polymerase II-specific; protein binding; DNA binding
Source: RefSeq, a predicted model, not a curated record